Molecule: messenger RNA, 1748 nt
Organism: Sabethes cyaneus
Lineage: Eukaryota; Metazoa; Arthropoda; Insecta; Diptera; Culicidae
Product: zinc finger protein 160-like
Exons: 2
Coding region: 39-1709 (556 amino acids)
Biological process (GO): regulation of transcription by RNA polymerase II
Cellular component (GO): nucleus
Molecular function (GO): zinc ion binding; DNA-binding transcription factor activity, RNA polymerase II-specific; RNA polymerase II transcription regulatory region sequence-specific DNA binding
Source: RefSeq, a predicted model, not a curated record
CUUCCAGGGUGCAAGUACUGAACCGUCCGUGCUAAAAUAUGAAUUUUAGCAUAAUUUGCAGAAUGUGUUCCGAACAGAACAUCAAACUGAAAUCGAUUUUUAGUAGCGACUACGUGGAGCAAAAUUUGUUAAAUAUUAUCACCGAUAUAUUACAACUUUCAGUCAGUGCGAACGAUGAACUUCCUUCCGGAAUAUGUGCCCAAUGUGCUAGUCAACUGUUUGAUUUGCAAAAAACGAUACAAAAGUUCCGACGGAACGAGCAAAUUCUUCGAGAUCGAAUUUUGGAUCAUACAAUUCGAAACUCUGAGGAAGUUGAAAGAAACCAAGAACUUGUUCUACUGAAACAAGAGCCAUACGACAUAGAAAAUUCACUGGAGAUUGAAACUAAUCCCGUUGAAGACCUUCCUGCAAAUAAAGAAAUUAAAGAUCAGGAAAACACUGACACAAGAAAAGAACGAAAAAAACAAAAUGAGAAUCAGUCACAUCUUGCCAAACCCAGAACCACAUCUAUCACUAGCAGGCCAAAGCAAAACGACAAUAAAUGUUACAUCUGCAAAAGUGAAUCUAUGGUAUCUGGAAAAGCGCUCCUGGAUCACCUUGCAACACAUACGGAUCUAAUUCCCUACACCUGUUCCGAAUGUGAAAUGGAAAAAAUCAUUCUUAUGACUGUAAGAUCGUUAAAUUUGCACAAAAAAAUGCACGCCCAACCCGUAAAGUGUAAAUACUGUGACCGGAGAUACAGUGACGAAAGAGCACGCGAAGGUCACGUGAAGACUUUUCACCUGGGUGAAGGCGCUCCCUGUCCGUCUGCCUGCGAACAGUGUGGAAUCGUUUGCAGUUCGGCGGCAGCACUCAAGCGCCAUCUCCGUGAUCACAAAAAUAAUUUAAAAUGCGAUCAGUGCGAUGAGAUAUUUCACCGGAGGUACAAACUAAAGGAACACGUUGCACGAGUGCACGAAAAUCAACCAACAGACAUAUUUGAAUGCAAUGUUUGCCAUCGAGUAGUGCACUCUCUUGGAAGUUACAAUGCUCAUUUGAAAAUGCAUAUCAGUGGCAAAACAUAUCAAUGUGAGUUAUGCCCGAUGAAAUUUCAUACCGCUGGAAAUAUGCGCCUCCAUAAGAAAAUUCACAUCGACAAUCCCAAUUAUAAACCACACAGAGAUUGGAGCGGACAUUACACGGUGCAUCAUGAACCAGGACAAGACAAAAUUUUCUCUUGCAAGCUGUGUGGAAAAACCUUUACGAAAUCCAUUAUACGGAUAAGCAAUCACCUCAAACUGCACUUUAAAGAGAUCGAGUGUGACCAAUGUCAGAGGAAAUUUGUGAACGAAUCACAAUUGAAAGCUCACUAUGCAGUACAUACUGGCAUACGACAGCACAAGUGCGGGUACUGUGCUAAAGACUUCAUGCACAAAAGCAACCUCAGGCAGCAUUUAAAACUACACCGCAAUGAGCAAAACUAUGCCUGCGAAUUUUGCGGAAAACUGUUUACGUACAGGGAAAACAUGAAAACACACAUCCGUAUCCAUCAUCUUCAGGAAAGUCCUUACGCAUGUGACCCUUGCAGCAUGAAGUUUGUCGACGACGCCUCGCUCAGCAGACAUAUGACAGCAUGCCAUGCGGAACCAUAUCAACCAGCGGAUUUGGGGCCGCCACCCAUCAUGGGAGUAAUCGAGAGCACAAAUCAUGCGGCAAAGAACGAAAGCUAAACAUGGACUACGAGUUUUUAAAUAUCAAGGCGACAUACA